Messenger RNA from Brassica rapa (field mustard), 2323 nucleotides. RefSeq lists its product as uncharacterized. Lineage: Eukaryota; Viridiplantae; Streptophyta; Magnoliopsida; Brassicales; Brassicaceae. The record is from RefSeq and is a predicted model, not a curated record.
UAUGUUAGGAUUUAAAAUACUUUAAAUUAUUAAGCUAUAAUGAACUUUUAUUAAAUUUAUAACUAAAAAACUAACAAAUGAGAGAAUGUCAUGUUCAGUAUAGUGUAAUCGGCUUUUUAUGGAGCUGGAAAGUCGGAUUAACCCACGCUCCACAGCUGCAUUGUUGGAUAAGCUUCAAGUGGUUACUUAGUAGACAAGUUAUUCAUAAAGGAAACUUAGAUAACUAAUACUAAAAAUUUUAGGAUAAAGAUAAGGUUCUUAGAUUAAUAUGUAAUAGGAUAAGUUAGGAUUUCUAUUGCUUAUAUAAAGAGAUCAUAUAUAAUGUAAGAGGAUAUAUUAAGAAAGUUAAAAAAGCAAAGAAAGAUAAUAAAACAAAAAAAACCGUUUUAUAAAGUUCUUGUGUUCUUGAUUACUCAGUUAAGAUGAUCAUGGAACCUGUGAUGACAUUCUCAAAGGACUGAGAUGUUGUGGGAGACAUAUUCUCAAAGGAAAGAAACAAACGAGAUGAGUGUGGUCCUUAGUUUGAAGGAGAGAAUAUGAAAUAUCAAACAAAGUCUCACAUUGGAAAUUAGACAAAAUAAAAUGUAAUAUAUAAAAAGAUGUUCAACUCUAAUUAAUAUGAUAUUAUCCACUUUGGACUUUAGGCGAUAACCUAACCGAGCGUUACAUCCCAUCCAGUUGAAAUAACCUAACCGGGCGUUACAUCCCAAACAAAGAAGCUUCUCUUCAACAAACCCAUCAUGAACUGCAAAAAUUCAAACAGCAUGUUAAGAUCAAUUAUAAAGAUUCUUGUUGAGAUAAAAAAAACAUGUUUUUAAAGAUUAUCUCUCACUAGUUUGCAUCCAUUUCAUAGGCUGGACAAAGAUGGAAGAGCACUGAACUCGUUCAGCAGAGUUUCCGCUUCUCUUCUUCCAAGCAAAGCAUUCUUCAGCUUUCCCUGGUUCAUGAGGGACUAUGUUAUCCUCAAUAACUAUUCUUCUGCAUUUCCUGUGAAGAAGAAUUGGUCUCUGCCUCCUCCACAUGCAACUCAAUCACAGCCUUGCUGCUCUCUACCUCCAUGCGAAUCUCAGUUUUGUCCUUUGAUUCGGCUUAAUACACCCGGUUCAACCGACCCUGGCCCAGUUCUCAAACGACGUCGUUCGAACACUUGGAUUGGGCCGUGGGCUUCGUUGUGUUGUGCUUUUGUAUGGAUUUUUUCUUGUUCUUUUUUGAAAAUUAUGAUGUAAGAUAUAGGCUACCGUAGUUUUCGUCGGUGCUAAUCUUUCACUGGACUUCCCUAAUCUUUGUGGUAAUCAUAUGAUUAUUUUGGGGAUUUAUCUUUUCGGUUAUACUAUUCUCUUUACUUGCUGUUAGGGUAUAAUAACGGAAGCUAGGGUUUCCAUUGUUUGCUUGCGGAGAAAGUUUCCUGCAAAGUUCUCCAACAAUCUCUUGUUAGUGUUGAUUGAACUUUUUCUUAGGGUUUCUUAGUUAUAAGGGAUGAUAAACGUUCUUGCAAUUGCUUGUGAAGAAUCUAACAACUGUGCCUUUCUCGAUUGCUCCUCAGGUACAUGGCAACAUUCGAACCAGUUUCUUCUUCGACUUCAUUCCACUCCAUAGAAUCUCGGACGAGUAAAGUCAAUAGGAUUCCUUUACCAUAUUUGAUCCGACCUCGUAGGAAAAUACCCGUUUACGACAGCUAUUCACUUUAUGACGAUUACAUUGGAUAUUUAUCUAACAAGGUUGGAUUAAAGUCUGAUGAGGGGGAUGUUGAAACCUCCUCUUUGGAGAAAGGCAAUGAGAGCAAUGCAAUGUUAUGUGGAACUGGUUCGCUGAGUGAUGAAGAAUACGUGGUUGUGGAUAAUGUUGAAGUUUCGCCCAAUUCUAAAACAGAGAGAGCAGGAGCAAUUCAGAUAGUGUGUAGUCUAAUUUCUCAUAACUUUUGGCAUGUCUUUGAUUAUAUAGUUUCUCUUCUCACAAUACGUGUCUUCUUUUUAUCAGAUGGAACUCUCAAAAGAUGCAUUUCAUGAGUCUGAAUCCGGAGGAUCAGAUAGUGAUGCUUGGGUGGUGGUGUAAAUUAAACCUUGUAAUUAGGAGGUUGCAAUUGAAAUAGGGGGAGGCAGGGAGGGAGGGGGGAAUGUUAGGACAAUGGACUUAGUUUAUUCCUGUCUCUUGACAUGUUUGUGAAGCUUUCUUUUAUCAUUAGCACCUAUUGAUAAGAUGGUUUUGGAUUAAACAAUGAUCCUUUGUUUUUAGCAAGAAGAGUUUCAUAUAUUCACAUGAUUUAUCUGUCUUAGAACAAAACAAAAAAAAAACGAAUUUAAUAGAAAAAUUAACAGACAAAUAA